AGGCCUGGUAGCCGAGAGCAGAGCCAGCCCCCAGCUGCACCGCCUGUGGCUCUGAGGGACCCUCACGCACCCCAGCUGCUCAGAAUAUUACCAUGUCUGCCCAAGAUGAAGGAGGCCGGGAUCCUCCCAAACCCAAGGGCAAGACCCUGGGAAGUUUCUUGGGGUCCCUGCCUGGCUUCAGUUCUGCCCGGAACCUCGUGGCCAGCGCCCACAGUUCUGCGAGAGAGGUCCGGCCGGUCGCCGACCCUGCGGGUGCGUCCCCGCAGCCCCAGGCUCAGGCAGCCACCAACCUGGAGGAGACGGCCGGCGGGGAGAAGCAGCCGCCGCCUUCGGAUAAGAUGACCUCUGGGGCAAAGGACCUGGUGAGCUCCAAGAUGAGUAAGACCAAGGACACCAUCUCCUCCGGGAUGGCCAGCGUGGUGGACACAGCUAAAGGUGUGAUGCACGGAGGCCUGGGCAUGACCCGGUCUGCCCUCUCAGGUGCCAAGGAGACUGUGGCCAGUGGCGUCACAGGGGCAGUGGGUGUGGCUAAGGGCACGGUCCAGACCGGCCUGGACACUUCGAAGACCGUCCUGACGGGCACCAAGGACACCGUGUGCAGUGGGGUGACUGGAGCCAUGAAUGUGGCCAAAGGGGCCGUCCAGACCGGCCUGGACACUUCAAAGACCGUCCUGACGGGCACCAAGGACACCCUAUCUACUGGGCUCACAGGUGCACUGGGCAUGGCCAAGGGCACGGUCCAGACCGGCCUGGACACCACCAAGAAUAUUGUCACAGGCACCAAAGACACCGUGUCUGCUGGGGUGACAGGGGCAGUGAACAUGGCCAAGGGCACCGUCCAGACCGGCCUGGAAACCACCAAGAAUAUUGUCACAGGCACCAAAGACACCGUGUCCGCUGGGGUGACAGGGGCAGUGACCAUGGCCAAGGGCACCAUCCAGACCGGCCUGGACACUUCAAAGACCGUCCUGACGGGCACCAAGGACACCCUAUCUACUGGGCUCACAGGUGCACUGGGCAUGGCCAAGGGCACCGUCCAGACUGGCCUGGACACUUCGAAGACCGUCCUGACAGGCACCAAGGACACCGUGUGCAGUGGGGUGACUGGAGCCAUGAAUGUGGCCAAAGGGGCUGUCCAGACCGGCCUGGACACUUCAAAGACCGUCCUCACGGGCACCAAGGACACCCUAUCUACUGGGCUCACAGGUGCACUGGGCAUGGCCAAGGGCACCGUCCAGACCGGCCUGGACACUUCAAAGACUGUCCUGACGGGCACCAAGGACACCCUAUCUACUGGGCUCACAGGUGCACUGGGCAUGGCCAAGGGCACGGUCCAGACCGGCCUGGACACCACCAAGAAUAUUGUCACAGGCACCAAGGACACCGUGUGCAGUGGGGUGACUGGAGCCAUGAAUGUGGCCAAAGGGGCUGUCCAGACCGGCCUGGACACUUCAAAGACCGUCCUGACGGGCACCAAGGACACCCUAUCUACUGGGCUCACAGGCGCACUGGGCAUGGCCAAGGGCACGGUCCAGACCGGCCUGGAAACCACCAAGAAUAUUGUCACAGGCACCAAAGACACCGUGUCCGCUGGGGUGACAGGGGCAGUGACCAUGGCCAAGGGCACCGUCCAGACCGGCCUGGACACUUCAAAGACCGUCCUGACGGGCACCAAGGACACCGUGUGCAGUGGGGUGACUGGAGCCAUGAAUGUGGCCAAAGGGGCCGUCCAGACCGGCCUGGACACUUCAAAGACCGUCCUGACGGGCACCAAGGACACCCUAUCUACUGGGGUCACAGGUGCACUGGGCAUGGCCAAGGGCACGGUCCAGACCGGCCUGGACACCACCAAGAAUAUUGUCACAGGCACCAAAGACACCGUGUCUGCUGGGGUGACAGGGGCAGUGAAGGUGGCCAAGGGCACCGUCCAGACCGGCCUGGACACUUCAAAGACCGUCCUGACGGGCACCAAGGACACCCUAUCUACUGGGCUCACAGGUGCACUGGGCAUGGCCAAGGGCACCGUCCAGACCGGCCUGGACACCACCAAGAAUAUUGUCACAGGCACCAAAGACACUGUGUCCGCUGGGGUGACAGGGGCAGUGACCAUGGCCAAGGGCACCGUCCAGACCGGCCUGGACACUUCAAAGACCGUCCUGACGGGCACCAAGGACACCCUAUCUACUGGGCUCACCGGUGCACUGGGCAUGGCCAAGGGCACGGUCCAGACCGGCCUGGACACCACCAAGAAUAUUGUCACAGGCACCAAGGACACCGUGUGCAGUGGGGUGACUGGAGCCAUGAAUGUGGCCAAAGGGGCUGUCCAGACCGGCCUGGACACUUCAAAGACCGUCCUCACGGGCACCAAGGACACCCUAUCUACUGGGCUCACAGGUGCACUGGGCAUGGCCAAGGGCACCGUCCAGACCGGCCUGGACACUUCAAAGACUGUCCUGACGGGCACCAAGGACACCCUAUCUACUGGGCUCACAGGUGCACUGGGCAUGGCCAAGGGCACGGUCCAGACCGGCCUGGACACCACCAAGAAUAUUGUCACAGGCACCAAGGACACCGUGUGCAGUGGGGUGACUGGAGCCAUGAAUGUGGCCAAAGGGGCUGUCCAGACCGGCCUGGACACUUCAAAGACCGUCCUGACGGGCACCAAGGACACCCUAUCUACUGGGCUCACAGGCGCACUGGGCAUGGCCAAGGGCACGGUCCAGACCGGCCUGGAAACCACCAAGAAUAUUGUCACAGGCACCAAAGACACCGUGUCCGCUGGGGUGACAGGGGCAGUGACCAUGGCCAAGGGCACCGUCCAGACCGGCCUGGACACUUCAAAGACCGUCCUGACGGGCACCAAGGACACCGUGUGCAGUGGGGUGACUGGAGCCAUGAAUGUGGCCAAAGGGGCCGUCCAGACCGGCCUGGACACUUCAAAGACCGUCCUGACGGGCACCAAGGACACCCUAUCUACUGGGGUCACAGGUGCACUGGGCAUGGCCAAGGGCACGGUCCAGACCGGCCUGGACACCACCAAGAAUAUUGUCACAGGCACCAAAGACACCGUGUCUGCUGGGGUGACAGGGGCAGUGAAGGUGGCCAAGGGCACCGUCCAGACCGGCCUGGACACUUCAAAGACCGUCCUGACGGGCACCAAAGACACCCUAUCUACUGGGCUCACAGGCGCACUGGGCAUGGCCAAGGGCACCGUCCAGACCGGCCUGGACACUUCAAAGACCGUCCUGACGGGCACCAAAGACACCCUAUCUACUGGGCUCACAGGCGCACUGGGCAUGGCCAAGGGCACCGUCCAGACUGGCCUGGACACUUCAAAGACCGUCCUGACGGGCACCAAGGACACCGUGUGCAGUGGGGUGACUGGAGCCAUGAAUGUGGCCAAAGGGGCUGUCCAGACCGGCCUGGACACUUCAAAGACCGUCCUGACGGGCACCAAGGACACCCUAUCUACUGGGCUCACAGGCGCCCUGGGCAUGGCCAAGGGCACGGUCCAGACCGGCCUGGACAUCACCAAGAAUAUUGUCACAGGCACCAAAGACACCGUGUCCGCUGGGGUGACAGGGGCAGGGAACGUGGCCAAGGGGGCAGUGCAGACUGGUCUCGGCACCAUCCAGAACUGGUUACCUGGCACCCGGGACCCUGUGUGGGGCGGACUCACCAGUUCCAGUGCCCCCCGCAAAGGAGGGGAAGCUCUGUCCCCCGGAGUAUCCAGCGCCCCGGACACACUUGGUGCAGGCCUGGACCUUGUCCGGGAAGCCACCGCUGAAGCAACACGUCCCCAGGGGGCCACCCUGGGCAGGGAGGAUGCGGGGCACGUGGCCACCGCGCGCGGCCAUGAAGGACCCACGAGCUUCGCGACACUCCGGGACGAGCUGAAGGAGCUGGGGGAUGUCUUCCAGCCCCUGGAUGCCGAGGAGCAAGCCCAGCUUGCCGCCUCCGAGCCUGAGCCAAGGGUGCUCACGGCCGACCAGCGCAGCUACUUUGUGCGUCUGGGCGACCUGGCCCCCGGCUUCCGCCAGCGGGCGUUUGAGCACGCCCUGAGCCACCUGCAACACGGCCAGUUCCAGGCCAGGGCCGCGCUGGCCCAGCUGGAGGACGCCUUCAAGCUGAUUCAGAAGGCCGAGCGGGCUCCGGAGGGCCAGUCACCUCCAGACCAGGGUCCGAGCAGCAGAGCGGAGGAAGGCGCUACCCAAGAGGUGCCGGACUCCGGGGCCCUGUCCAGGGCCUGCAGCCUCAUCCAGCAGCUCCACGUGGCCUACAGCUCCCUGGCCUCCGGCCUCCAGGGCCUCCCCGAGGAGCUGCAGCAGCGUGUCGGGCGGGCGCGGCGCAGCCUGUGCGAGCUCUACGGCCUGGUCUCCUCGGCCAGCUCGGUCCAGCGGCUGCCGGCAGAGCGCCUGGCCCGGAGCCACGAGGGCGUGGGCCGGGCCUGGCAAGAGCUGGAGCAGGUGCUGGACAGCGUGCAGCACGGCCCGCCGCUCUGCUGGCUGGUGGGGCCCUUCGCCCUGCCGCCCGGCGGGCAGCAGCCGAAUGUACCAGAAGGCCACUGUCACCCCGAGGCAGGCUCCUACCACCUCUGCCAACGCUCGGUGUGGCCAGGGGGCUUUGUGAGGGUCAAGCUGCGGCAGCCAGCAGACAUGGCCACGCCCCGGGGCCGGCUGGAGGACUGGACGGGGGCGGAUAUAAAACCAGCCGCUUCCCACCUGGGCCUACCCGGAGCUGAUGCUCUGUGGCCCUCCAAGCACCUGGGCUGA
This is a messenger RNA of Lynx canadensis (Canada lynx), 4772 nucleotides long. It is a transcript of the gene PLIN4, whose product is annotated as perilipin 4. The coding region runs from base 93 to 4772 and encodes 1559 amino acids. NCBI's taxonomy places the organism in Eukaryota, Metazoa, Chordata, Mammalia, Carnivora, Felidae. Gene Ontology annotation, cellular component: plasma membrane. The transcript is spliced from 13 exons. The record is from RefSeq and is a predicted model, not a curated record.